CAACCGUAUGCCAUUCCUGCCUCCACUUCUCCCUCUAGCUCCAGGCAUUCCUUCCAGCGGGCUUGACAUGAACAGACAGACUGUCAGUGGGUUAGCAGUAAGAGACUGAUUGAGUCGUCAUGUGGAGCUGUCAAGGCUUUUUGAUGUGAGCUGACAGGAAACGGAACCAUCCGGAGUGUCUACAAUUCAGCAGCACAGACCCAGUUGGCCACCGCUGUCAGCUGCCGCCAGAUGGACAUAAAAGGACUCCUGGGUAGAGACAGAGAGCACUCUGACGGCUAGCUCAUUGCUAAAUCAAGAGCCUCCCAAACAUCAGAAGGCAUGGACUGAUGUCUUCCUAUUCAACCGUUUCUUUGGAGGGACUAGGAUUAAGGUGGAGCUGAUUGGCCGAAGUAUAAAGCCUUGGUUCAGGGAGACCGUUUGAUUUGCAUAGAUUGAGACGUCAAAGUAGUUUCCUUUCAAAGGACUAUUUUUAUCAAGGUAAACACUUUUUAGAAGAAAAAAAGAAACACAGAAAUGAAUCUAUACUAUUUGGCAGACUCUACCAACUGUAGUUUCAGGAGUGACGCUGCUCCGUCAGUCCUCUUCAUGGCUGCUGCCGGUGCUGGGUGGAGGAAUGACUCCGGUGAUGGAGAGUCUGGGCAGGGCGGCGUGGUGCAGGUCCUGGUGCCGGUGCUGGAUGUCCUGAUCCUGGUGCUGGGUGUGACCGGACACAGCCUGGUGAUGGUCAUCCUGUGUGGGCGUCGUCGGAGAGGGGCGGGGCCGGGGCGUCAACCCAACCAGGGGAGCGUGACAGGGACGGGUACGGACACCCUUUUGCUAGCCCUGAGCGCUGCCGAUCUCCUACUCCUUGCCAUGCUGCCCUUCCACACCGUCGCCAUAGCGUUGCAGCACUGGCCCUUUGGGGACAUCCUGUGUCGUCUGGUGAGCUUCCUAGGCGCCGCCUGCUCCACGGUGAGUGCCCUGACGCUCGCCGCGCUGGCCGUGACGCGCUACCUGGCCGUGGUGGAGCCGACCCGGGCCUACCACCUCCUCACCCCUCGCCGCGUAGCGCUGGGCGCUGCUGCUCUCUGGCUCCCCGCCUUCAUCCUGGCCACCCCACAGCUGGCCUUCCGCAGCGUGAACGCCUCACAGACUGACCCUGAUGGCCUGGCCUGCUUCAACUUCCUGUCGCAUGGCGGCCAGCUGGCCUAUGGGGUCUGCCACUUCCUCCUGUCUUUCGCCCUGCCGCUAGGCGUCAUCACCGUAGCCUAUGGCAGGAUCUACUUGUUCCUGUGGCGGAGUCGGAAGAGUGGCCGGGCACCACAGGUGGAGCGAUACCAGCGGAAGGUGACCCAGACUUCGGCCCUACUGGUGCUGGCUUUCUCCCUGUGCUGGCUGCCCUCAUACGGCCUGACCUUCGCCUUCCUGAGUGGAGGCGUCCACGGGCCCACUGGGUCUCCCCACUACGGGCCCUUUAGCGUGUUCGCCCGCCUCAUGGCCACCUCCUCCACAGUGGCCAACCCCAUCCUCUAUGUCCUCAUGUCCCAGAAGUUCAGACAGGACCUGCUGGGGCUGGGGUGCCAGGGGAAGGCGUAAACCGGACAAUAAACCUAUCUAUAAAGCGAACCAUAAGGGGGAACCUCAAGGUAAAAAUGUAAUGCUUGUGUCCAUGACAAUCUGCAUUGGGACUGAAAGUGUAGAGUUUGAGAGCUCGAUGGACCAAACAAACAGCAGCACAGUACCAGUUCAAUAGGACACGACUACAAAACCCUUUCUACCCAAAUGUUCCUGUCCCCCAGUGCACAAAUUCCACACUAAAAGCUGUGGUACAAAGCGACUGAACUCCAAGGUUCAAUCAAGGGACAGCACUUUCUAAAGUAAGAGCCUUCCCGCUGUGAGAGUCAAAGGGCUUUGAGGGCCUCCUGGGACACUGCAGAGAACACACACAUACCGGGAAAUACAUUUCUGCUAACACAAUACAAAGGACCUUUUUAAAGGAUGUGAUUCUGCGCAGUUAUACCAUCAUUUGGCCUGUUGUUUAUUUCUGUUCUUCUAAGAUAAAGAGAAUGAAGGUCUAACUGUCUCAGUCUGGUUUAUGUUACUGAGUACCGAGUGUUCCUAAACCUGGGUUGAUAUGAAAGCUUUUAACAGUGAAUCUCCGAAAGAACAGAGCUAGACACAAGGUCCUGUCAUGAUUCAGUUGGAGGUUGCAAAAACAUUUUUUCCCAUCUUUCUUUUUGAGAAAAACCAGCUGUUUCUUCAUGCAGACUAAUAGUGAUAGUAUCUGCUGUACAUCACUGCUCCAGACGGCGGUUUUCUCAGUAGAGGAGGAGGAGGGAUGCUUAUCUAACUGGUGAAGAGAGAACCGUCUAUUGGACACAAGGUUUCAACACCUUUUCCCAGUCCAAUAACCCAUGCUAACUAUAAACUACCUACAUUCACUUGGCCCUCACAUAUUAGCAUUCAGAACAGGGCAAAUCAGAGGAGUAUGGGUGAUGAGGGGAGACAAGAGAGGGAUCUCUACAGGACUACAGAUGAUAACAGACUGAAUAAACAGGAGACUACAAGACAGAGGGGAGGUGGUGUUA
Molecule: messenger RNA, 2570 nt
Organism: Esox lucius (northern pike)
Lineage: Eukaryota; Metazoa; Chordata; Actinopteri; Esociformes; Esocidae
Product: galanin receptor type 2
Exons: 2
Coding region: 517-1578 (353 amino acids)
Biological process (GO): neuropeptide signaling pathway
Cellular component (GO): membrane
Molecular function (GO): G protein-coupled peptide receptor activity
Source: RefSeq, a predicted model, not a curated record